AGUCCCCGAGUGUCUCGCUUCUCCCGCCGCAGCUAUGACAGAGAACUCGGACAAAGUUCCUGUCGCCCUGGUGGGGCCGGACGACGUCGAGUUUUGCAGUCCCCCAGCAUACGCCACGGUGACGCUGAAGCCCUCCAGCCCCGCGCGGCUGCUCAAGGUCGGAGCCGUGGUUCUUAUCUCGGGGGCGGUGCUGCUGCUCUUCGGGGCCAUCGGGGCCUUCUACUUCUGGAAGGGGAGCGACAAUCACAUUUACAAUGUCCAUUACACCAUGAGUAUCAAUGGGAAAUUACAAGAUGGGUCAAUGGAAAUAGAUGCUGGGAACAACUUGGAGACCUUUAAAAUGGGAAGUGGAGCUGAAGAAGCAAUUGAAGUUAAUGAUUUCCAGAAUGAAGGCAAGAUCAUGCCAGUUAAAUAUGAAGAAAAUUCUCUUAUUUGGGUGGCUGUAGGUCAGCCUGUGAAGGACAACAGCUUCUUGAGUUCUAAAGUCUUGGAACUCUGUGGCAACCUUCCUAUUUUCUGGCUUAAACCAACAUAUCCAAAAGAAAUCCAGAGAGAAAGAAGAGAUGUGGUGAGAAAAACUGUUCCAACUACUACAAGAAGACCACCCAGUGGACCACGGGGCAACCCGGGCCCUGGAAGACUGAAUGAAACCAGACCCAGUGUUCAAGACGACUCAGAACCCUUCAAUCCUGAUAAUCCUUACCACCAGCAGGAAGGAGAAAGCAUGACAUUCGACCCUAGACUGGAUCACGAAGGAAUCUGCUGUAUAGAAUGCAGACGGAGCUACACCCACUGCCAGAAGAUCUGUGAACCCCUGGGGGGCUAUUAUCCAUGGCCUUAUAAUUAUCAAGGUUGCCGUUCAGCCUGCAGGGUCAUCAUGCCAUGUAGCUGGUGGGUGGCCCGUAUCUUGGGCAUGGUCUGAAAUCACUUCAUGUGCUGUAAAUCACAUCAGGUGCUGUAAAGUAAGAAUUAACUGAAAAGAAAGACAACCAACCAAAGAGGGCUGAGGCAUGUUUAUGCCGAAGGGACCACAAAAUAUUUUAUACUCAAUCUGAGUGAUGUUAUUCUAGACACUUUUAACAGAAUAUUUCUCAACUGCUUUCCACAGUUUUAUCUGGUAUGUGCAAAUGUACUGAAAAGGUAGUUUAAGACUAAAGUGCUACAAUAAUCACUUUAUUAUUUGCUAUCUUUUAUUUGCUUUGCUUUGCCAGUAAUUUCUGCUUAUGUCUUCCCAAGCUAUUCUGAAAUAAACAUAAAAAAUUAUUUACAAUUUGCCAAAGA
Galeopterus variegatus (Sunda flying lemur) is the source of this 1281-nucleotide messenger RNA. It is a transcript of the gene CNMD, whose product is annotated as leukocyte cell derived chemotaxin 1. Lineage: Eukaryota; Metazoa; Chordata; Mammalia; Dermoptera; Cynocephalidae. The record is from RefSeq and is a predicted model, not a curated record. Bases 35 to 922 code for a protein of 295 amino acids. Gene Ontology annotation, biological process: negative regulation of angiogenesis; negative regulation of endothelial cell proliferation. The transcript has 6 exons.